GUACCUUCAGUGUCAAGGCAGCGGCCGGGCUGAUCGGACCAUUCAGCUCUUACUGCUUCAAUACACUGCCUUAAGUGCCAACUGACACUCUCUUUCAACAUCCUAGCUACAACAGAAUUAAUUUAAGAAGUUAGUACGUCGUAAGAUAUUCAAACUAAAUUACCAAGCUACGAAACAUACUUAAUUACGAAUCUGCAAUAUUAAGAAGCAAUCAAGCUACGAGGGAAGUAAACUGAAAUAUUACAAAGCAACAAGAGAAAAUACGUUAACACGAAACUACAAGACUAAGAAGUUACCAAGCCAGAAGGGAGAAAAAUCACUAAACAACGAGAGAAAAGUUACCAGAAUAAGGAAAGCUGCAAUUGUUCAAGGUCAUUGCUGCGUUCACGACCUGAUUCAGUCUCUCACAACCAAAUAAGAGGCAAUAACCAACUAAAGAUGAUGGAAUCGGGAGCCUCAUCUGCUCAGCUCGUCGACGACUUCAGGAAGCCCUCUUACGCCACCCAGUAUCUCGGCGCCUUCUCGGCAUGUAUGGGAGCUUUAAGCUUUGGAGUAGCUAUAGGCUACAGUUCACCGGCUGGAUCCAUGCUACUCAAGCCAGAAAACAUGACUUAUAACGAAACAGACGGCGAGCUUUAUCUAUCGGAAAGCCAAAACAGCUGGUAUGGAUCCACCAUUAACAUCGGCGCUUUCAUAGGAGGCCCUCUGGGAGGACUGCUCAUCGGCACCAUUGGAAGGAAGGGAGCCAUGUUUUCUACCUUCGUAGGAUUCCUUAUAUCAUGGCUUCUUACAAUUUUUGCUCAGAACUUUGCCAUGCUCAUCUCCUCUCGUAUUGUUGUUGGUCUCGCAACUGGAAUCACUUGCAUUGCAGCCAACACUUACAUUGGAGAACUGGCUUCCGUGGACAUCAGAGGAACACUUGGCAGUGGCUUCCAAUUGAUGGUGGUUAUAGGGAUUGAAUUUGCCUACAUUUUCGGCGCUAUUAUGGACACGUGGCAGUUACUAGCUGUCGUAUGUAUGUGUCCAGUCUUUGUCUUUUUCGUGUUGAUUCUGAUUUCCAAAGAAUCUCCAGUCUACCUCCUCUCGAAGGGAAAGGAAAAGGAAGCAAUGGCCUCUCUGCAGUUCUUCAGAGGAAAGGAUUACAACAUCCAGAGGGAACUUGACAUGAUGAGGGCCGACAUGGAAGAGGCCAGAGAAAACAAGGCUUCAGUCAAAGAUCUGGUCGUCAAUCCCCACCUGCUGAAGCCUCUCACCAUCUCGCUGGCUCUCAUGUUCUUCCAGCAGUUCUCCGGCGUCAAUGCUGUUCUCUUCAACUUGACCACCAUUUUCAAGGAGGCAGGCACUGACAUUCCAGAAACCCUUAGUUCAAUCUUGGUUGGUCUAGUCCAGAUUGUGGCGACUGCAGCUUCUUCACUGCUUAUUGACAGAGCCGGACGCAAAAUCCUUCUCACUGGAUCAGCUAUAGUCAUGGCCAUUUCUCUAGCGGCACUGGGCUUCUUCUUUUAUGAGAAGUCGAUAGACCAAGCCGAUUCUCUCCAGUGGCUGCCUUUGGUGUCUCUCAUGCUGUUCAUCACCUCCUUCUCCAUUGGAUAUGGACCCAUUCCUUGGCUCAUGAUGAGUGAGCUUUUCCCAAGAGCAGUGGCAGGUGAAGCCAGCAGCCUCAGCACCAUGAUGAACUGGUCCAUGUCUUUCAUCUGCACUCUAGCAUUCACUCCACUGCAGGACGUUAUCCACGACUAUGGCGUUUUCUGGAUGUUCGCGGCCGUGUGUGUCAUGAACGUGGCCUUCUGCGCCCUCGUCGUCCCUGAGACCAAGGGCAAAACCGUGGAGGAGAUCAGUGCCUACUUCGGAGCCCCAUCUCCGCUCAAGAGCGGCCCAAAUGAGAAACCAAAGCUUGACAUCAGCAUCAUCUCAUAAUCGGUUCAUCUCAGGGUUACUGAAGUCCUUUUUUUUUCUAGAUUCACUCUCCGCCCAAGUGUAUUUCAGUAAUUUUGUAGCUGUACAUAGUCGUCAACGCAAAGGUUCAACCCUCAUACAUUUCUUCUUCUACUCUCUCAUAUUCCUCUUCUUCUUUUCCUUCGGGUGAAAAGUAAUUACAACGAAACUCACUCUUGUGAAGACUUUAACGCUAAUCAGACAAUGCUUAUUCAGCAAUCAAAGGCAGAGAUGCACUCUGUAAUUCAGAUUGCAUGAAAACCUUCGCACAUUAGGAAGAGAAAAAUGAUGUUCCAUGAUGUAUAUUAAGUCUCUUUUGAUUUGAAUAUACAAGAUAUAUGGCUUUGUGAGAAGGGGAAAAAGCGUAGAUUGCUGAGUAGUAUUCGUAAAACCUCUUUUCACUUCGACACUCAGGACAUUCCUUUUUUGAUCCUUCACAACUAAUUCAUAAUUAAGAAAAAUGUACAUAAUAUGUAAUUAUAUUUUUAAAGUUUUCAUGUAGAUUAGCAGUUUUCUGCAUAAAGCUAUGGUGAAUAAGGUGCAGUAUGCACAAUUUAUUAUAUUUGCAACAUAGAUAACUAGUAUAGUGUUUUGUAUUGAAUUACCGUUGAAUAAAGUAGGGAUGUCCAAGAUUUGCUCACUUAAGCGUGUGACUCGCUGAAAAAAAAAAGUGACUGUCUAUUGAAGAUAUCCACCUAUUACAUUAUUUAUUGCAUUUGAUUGAAAUUCUUUAUAUAUAUACUCUAUUGGAUAUUAAAGUCAUUAUGGGUUUGAUGCCAUCCAUUGUUCAUGUAAAAGUCUGAACACUCUUUUGGUCGAAACCUGUUCAAAUAGCUCAGCCGCACUGUCCAGAAAAUUGAACAUUCCACACGUGCAGUGGUGCCCACUGCUGAAAGGGAGAACCGAAAGAAAGAGAAAUUUGGACGUCCCUAUUUUAAAAACGACAGUUAGUGAUAUAAACCAAUGCUCAAGUUAGUCAAGACUUUGUUAGUGAUGGUCGUCCAGACACAAUCCUCAAACAUAAUUUUCUUUUCACUUUUUCUUCUAAGGCAUUUGCAAACUAGAGUGCUGUUGGCUGGCCCACCAGUUUCACAAUCUAGAUUUGAGUGCAAUAGAUUUCAAACAUGUCAGAAUGUCAUUGUAAAUAGAAACUCAAGUUCACUUUGACUUGAUAUGUGUGCUGUGAUUGUAUAAAACCAUAGUGUAGAUAUUCAGCAAUAACUGUUGUGAGACUUAGUUAAGGAUAUUAUUUUAAUAAAAAUACAUUUAAAA
Messenger RNA from Macrobrachium nipponense, 3207 nucleotides. RefSeq names its product solute carrier family 2, facilitated glucose transporter member 8-like. Lineage: Eukaryota; Metazoa; Arthropoda; Malacostraca; Decapoda; Palaemonidae. The transcript is spliced from 10 exons. Gene Ontology annotation, cellular component: membrane. Bases 439 to 1917 code for a protein of 492 amino acids. Gene Ontology annotation, molecular function: sugar transmembrane transporter activity. The record is from RefSeq and is a predicted model, not a curated record. Gene Ontology annotation, biological process: carbohydrate transport; transmembrane transport.